AUGGUUAAUGCGAAUGUGGCAGCUCAUUUUCGAACGCCGACUGGGGGAAAACGAGCAAAGUUAGUAAUUGGUGAUCGAGUAAUGGUAGAGAUGCCAACUAAUAAGAAUGUUAUGGUUGCCCUUACUUACAUUUAUGGUAUUGGAAAAGCACUUGCAAAAGAGGUAAUUAAUAACGCUAAUAUUAGCGGCCAAAAGAAGGCUCGUGAUUUGUCUGAGCAGGAGAUUAAAUUGAUUAGCGAAGAAAUUAAGAAGUUUUUGGUGGAAGGACAGUUGAGAGAAAAGAUAAAGAGGGAUAUCAGCAAGCAGGUGCGGAUUGGAACUUAUCGAGGGUUAAGGCUUUCUCGUGAACCUUGUCCCUUACCGCUCAAACAAAGUACUAGACACAAUGGAAGGACUGCUCAUAAGAAACUCUCUAAUAAAAAAGGCUUAGGAAAAGUUAAAAAGAUCAAAAAAGUUCCUGAAGGUCGCGGUGCUAUCAACGGUUAUUUUAGUUUUAAUAAUACUAUUCUCAAUUUGAGUAAGGAGAAUGGCGAAGUAUUAACUCAGUGUAGUGCAGGAAGUAUUGGCUAUCGCGGAACUAAGAAAUCUACUGCUUAUGUGGCUCAAAAAGUAGCAGAGGAACUCAUUAGAAGGAGUUCUGAGUACGGAGUUUAUAGUGUGAAAUUGCAAGUAAAGGGUAUUGGAGCUGGGCGCGAUCCAGUGAUCAAAAAAAUCUUUGAGGCAAAAUCAUUGAACGUUGAGGAAUUAGUUGAUAAUACUCCAAUUCCUUUUAACGGAACUCAAAUUGAAGAAAUAACUGUUAAAGAUCAUCCAAAUACUGCAUCCUUUGUUUUCCGACAUUUGCCGGUUACCAUGGGAGUGACAAUUGGAAAUUAUUUAAGGAGACUUUUAAUUUCCUGUGUCAGCGGUAUAGCUCCAGUGGGAGUUGUUAUUUCCGAUAAAAAUGGUUCGGUGCAACAUAAAUUUGUUACUUUGGAAGGAGUAGUAGAAGAUGGUGCUCAAUUAGUUUCAAAUUUAAAACAAAUUAUUUUAGAAGAAAAAAAAUCAAAAGAAGGAAUUUUUUGUUUAGAACUUAGGGUUGAAAAUAAAACCAAAGAGGAAAGAGUAGUUACUGCUAAUGAUUUUUUAAAAAUUAAAGAAACUCAGAUAAAAAAUCCUGAACUUUACUUGGCUACUGUUUCUCCGGGGGGGAUUUUAGAAAUAAAAUUGUAUUGUCGUAAAGAUCAAGGUUAUCACGAAGCGAAAAAUCAAGUAAAAUAUGAUGGUUAUGAGGGUGAUCAAGUAAAUUUUGAAGUAAAUGAAACAGUGAUUGGUUUAACCAAGGUAGAAGAAGAAUUAAAAAUGACAGUGGUUACCAACGGAGCGGUUAAACCAAGCAAUGCUCUGUUGGAGGUUUUGCAGGUACCACAGAGUUUAUAUGAUAAAUUGCGUAAUAAAAUUGCUGGUAAAGAUAUAGCAUGGCGGAAGCAUGUCCUUGAUAAUCUAGUCGCUGAUGCUAUUCUGUAUGAAAAAGUGCAAACUAGUUUACCAAUGGCAAAAAAUUUGACUAAAUUAUUGGCUAAACUUAUCGGCCAAGAAAAAAAAAUUGUCUCUUUGGAUUUAAAAGCAGGUGAAAUUGUCAAUAUUUAUUUAUGCGGCCCUACUGUUUAUGAUCAUGUUCAUUUAGGAAAUUUGCGGCCGGUGAUUGUUUUUGAUGUUCUUUAUCGAAUUUUAUUGUUUUUAAAGAUUAAAGUCAACUAUGUGCAGAAUAUCACUAAUAUUGAUGACAAAAUUAUUGCUAAGGCUCGAAAAGAAAGAAAAACUGAAAAAGAAAUCAGUGAGCAUUAUACCAAGGCUUACCUGAAUAAUUUAAUUCGUUAUAAUAUUAUAUUUCCUGCUCACCUCCCACGAGUUACUGAUUAUAUUCCUCAGAUCCAAAAUUUUAUUAGUUCAUUAGAAAAAAGUAACUCAGUUUAUCAAAGAGGAGGAGAAAUAUUUUUCCAUGUCGGAGAAAACCAAGAAUAUGGUAAGCUUUCUGGGCAAAAUCUAACUAAAUUAAAAAAAGGAAUGCGAGAAAUUAGACACGAUAAUAAAGAAGAUUAUCGAGAUUUCAUGCUCUGA
Molecule: messenger RNA, 2100 nt
Organism: Ambispora leptoticha
Lineage: Eukaryota; Fungi; Glomeromycota; Glomeromycetes; Archaeosporales; Ambisporaceae
Source: the annotation of a GenBank genome assembly